Hordeum vulgare subsp. vulgare (domesticated barley) is the source of this 675-nucleotide messenger RNA. RefSeq lists its product as uncharacterized. The transcript is spliced from 2 exons. The coding region runs from base 1 to 549 and encodes 182 amino acids. The record is from RefSeq and is a predicted model, not a curated record. NCBI's taxonomy places the organism in Eukaryota, Viridiplantae, Streptophyta, Magnoliopsida, Poales, Poaceae.
AUGCUGAGGCUAAAGAUGAUUCUGCUCCACCUGCGGUGGAAUCUGUGCUUAAUGCCAAGGAUGGAGAAAGUGAAAAAAGUGCUGCCACUAAGGUUGUUGCUCCUGAAGAACAACAAGAUGGAGAUAAUUCUCCAGCACAGUCCAGUGGUUCAGAUGAGCCCCCCAGACAUGCUGAGAUCAACUGUUUCGGGGGUGACUGGACAGCAUGAUGACACAAGUGUGACUACUGCUGAUCCCGUGAUUAACGCCGACGAGGGCAACCAUGACCAUGCUGCAAUCACAGAGCUAGUGGAGCAGGAUGGGAGCAACGUGCAUGACCAUGUUGACCAGAUUGCUGAUUCUUGCACAUCUGCUCCUGAGAUCGAUGCUGAUGGGAGCAAAGGGCUACAAAUAGAAGCACUGACUAUUGAGCCUGAAGUAUUGGAUGGAAGCGAUUGUGAAGCAACUUCUAAAGGACCUUCAGAAGAGGAAGUUGUCGCAAACGGGCUCGACUGUUCCCCCAUAAAAACAAUUGUUGAUGAACUAAAUGAAAAGGAUUUCUCAAUAUGAAACUUUGCGAGCAAGGUCCAAAUUACCUCUCGAAAAUAAAAUAUGGACAUUGUACAAUUUAUUAUAUUUAUGAACACCUCUUACUGCCAUUUGGUUUUUAUAUAUCGGAUGUGUCAUUUUAGAUCA